CAGAAGGUUCUUGUAUUUAAUUUAUCCGUUUAGGUUUACCGAUAGGAAGCGAAUGUUCGACGUGUAUGUAAGCUUCGCCGGAUGGAUCGUAGUUUGCGUGAGCUGUCUGCCAUUCCCACUUUUACGAAUUAGUAACAAUACUACUAAUACUGACAAAUGUUUUGUGGAUUUGCCACUUGUGGACAUUGGGCUUCCAAAUUCCAUCAUGGCUGUGACGUUUGCUGAACUUUUUGGAUUUGUGACCCCUCUCACUAUUGUUCUCUAUUGCUCGUGGAGGACGAUAUUGUCAUUGAAAGAACCGGAUCACACAUGUCAUGACCUUGGGGAGAAGAGGAAGGCGCUGAAGAUGAUUCUAACUUGUGCUGUUGUUUUUUUGGUUUGUUUUGCUCCUUAUCAUCUAAGUUUUCCUUUGGAUUUUUUGGUAAAGGCAAAUAAAAUAGAGUCAUGCUCCCAACGGAAAACUAUUAAGACAUUUCACUCUGUUGCCAUAUGUUUGGCUAGCAUGAACUCCUGCCUGGAUCCGGUAAUCUAUUACUUUACAACAGACGAAUUUAAGAGACGACUGUCGAGGCAAGAUGUGCAUGACAGCAUUGAACUACAGAUUUACGGCAACAAAGUAUUACUUAAAAAGGAAUGUGAUAUAGAAUUUUAG
Pelobates cultripes (western spadefoot toad) is the source of this 652-nucleotide messenger RNA. The record is from the annotation of a GenBank genome assembly. NCBI's taxonomy places the organism in Eukaryota, Metazoa, Chordata, Amphibia, Anura, Pelobatidae.